Mytilus trossulus (common blue mussel) is the source of this 2366-nucleotide messenger RNA. RefSeq lists its product as uncharacterized. The transcript has 18 exons. The coding region runs from base 266 to 1954 and encodes 562 amino acids. The record is from RefSeq and is a predicted model, not a curated record. Gene Ontology annotation, cellular component: plasma membrane. Lineage: Eukaryota; Metazoa; Mollusca; Bivalvia; Mytilida; Mytilidae.
CAUUUUCAGCUAUUACAGUCGGUCAUGUAUAAUGAUAUUUACGACUAAUACCGAUAACCUGAUGUCGUAUUUGUUCUAAGCAUGACGACGGAACAAAUAAACAACGAUUUUUAAAUUACGAAAUACCUGUAACAAAUGUGUCGGAAACCAACUGUGAUCCGAAAUUGGUUCAGUAAAUAGACACAUCGGGUCUACUUCCUGUUUACAAAUACUGAACUGAAGAAAUGUUACACAAAAACUCUUCAAAUACUAGAAUUCAGCCCAAAUGGGAGGCAUUCUAUCAAAUUUGACAGGAUCUCCAGAAACAAGUGAAUCCCAGGGGUGUAAUAUAUUUUGGGGACAUGUCACCAGAGAACUUUAUGAAGUGUUCAGGAAGUAUGAUGAUGGAAAUGGCAGGAUACCAUUAUGUCAACUCAGGAAAGCUUUCAAUGAAGUACAUCUGUAUCCAUCAAAAUCACAAAUUUUUGAGAUGGUACAAUGUGCCGUCGAAUAUGGCAGCCCUUGUGAACCAGAUCAUGUGACAUUUGGAGAAUUCUGCAUCCUGGUAACAGAGCUUAAAAAUCAUUAUCAUAACUGCCAUAAUAUCAUUACACCAAAACCAAAGAGUUUAUACAGAGAGAAAAAGACAGAAACAGAUAGCAUAAAAUGGAAAAAGCGAGAAAACACAACACAUUUCCAAGUUUUCCUUGGAGGCUCGUGUAACCCUACUACAUGGAGACAGGAGCUGGCUAUUCCAUUUCUAAAGUCACAUGGUAUCACAUUUUAUAAUCCUCAGGUACAAAACUGGAGACCAGAACUACUUGAACUAGAAGCACAAGCCAAAGAGAAUGCAGACAUCAUGUUCUUUGUAAUAGACAAGGAAACAAGAGGAAUAUCAUCUAUGAUUGAAGUAGGAUACCUAGUUGCUAGCAUGAAGCAAGUUAUACUAGUGCUGACAGAAAUAGAAGACAAUGAUACAGAAUGUAAAAGAGUAUUUACGGAACAGGAAAAGAGUGAUUUAUGCAGAGGACGUAAGAUAUUAGAAGAUCUGGUAGAGAGGAAUUCUGUUCCAGUAUUUACUGAUAUAGAUACAGCUUUGAAAUGUACAGAAAUUGUCCUGAAUCAGGGUCUGCGAGUUCAAGACUUAGACUUGCAGCAUGGUGCUCAGCCUGUUAUUCAUGGACAUAUUCCUGUUGGAGAAACACUAUUACAAAUGAGAGAAGCCUUUAACUCAAUGGACAGUGCUAGUUUUACUACAGUAGAUGAUCAGCAAUUGACUCCUCAAGAAUUGAAGCUAGCAUAUAAAAGCUGUACUGGAAAAGAUCUGGAUAGUAAAUGGUUAAAGAAAAAAGACAAACAUUCUAAAUAUUAUUUUGAGGAAUUCUGUUGUAUAAUGGUAGAAAGCCAAGUGCAGCCAGGUACUGUACAGAAAAAGAUAACAAGUUUUAUAUCCACUAUAUUUGGCAAAUUUUCUGGCCAUUCAAGCUAUUCCAUGCCUUGUCAUUCAGAGAAAGACUUCAGGGAUGUAUAUUUAGGGGGCAGCUGUGGGGACUCCAACUGGAGAGAUAAGAUUGCUAUACCAAUUCUCAGGAAAAAUGGUAUAUCCUAUGUCAACCCCUUUAUAUCAGGGUACAACCAAAAACUGAUACCAAUACAAGUGCAAGCUAGAGAGAAAUGUAGACUGUUACUUUAUGUUAUAACAGAUAGGACCAGGUCACUAUCGUCAAUGAUAGAGGCUGGUUACUAUGUUGGAUUAGGAUGUAAAGUUAUACUAUGUAUACAGCAGAUGAAAGAGGGAGCAAUGAUAGGAGGAGAAAAGAUUUCUGAAUGUGGAGUGAAAGACUACGCCCGGGGACGCGCGUACUUAGCAGAUUUAGCCAACAGAGAAGGAGUACAUAUAUUUGAAGACAUUUUAGAAACUGUAAUGUAUUGUGUAAGUUAUCUUCAAGAAAUUCCUGUAGAUACGGGAUAUUGAAACUACUUUAUUGGUUCCAUAGGACUGUACAAUUAUCUGCUUGAGCAGGUCAGGAUCAUCAGGACCCAAUUAAACACAUGGUUGUUGUGUUCUAUAACUAGCCAAUUGCAAUGACUUUCUCCAAGUAUGCGCCAUAUGUGGGGAUAAAAUAAAAUUCAGGAGUUGUUAUAAUCAGGUUGCAUUUAUCGACGGUAACAAUGUAUAAUUCAGGAAUUAUCAGCUUUAAAAAAAGAUGUCUCUGAAAAAGCCAAGCUAGCAUAACUGAAGUCAGGGUUCUAUUUGUAUCCAUUAUGUAAUAUCAUUGAAUGAUUAUUUAAGCAGUUUUGUUGCAUUAUUAGGCAUUGAGGUUAUACGAAUGUUGGCUGACUUAAAUCAAAAUUCAGUGAUUGUGUUCAUAUUUAUGUCUUAUGUG